AGUUGGUGACCGACCACGAAGUCGAAUGGUGGUGCCCAAGAAAAGGUUUAAGCUCGCGUCACACCGGCAAAAGAUUAAUCUGGAUGUGAAGACUGUGAAAAAAAAUAAUAAUAUAGCCUAUGGAUUAACUAUGAUGAAUGUGAUUGAUUUCAAGUUAAUCCUAAUUGACAAUUUAAAUGAUUUACAGUGAAAAGAUGGUGCUUUGAAUUUUUCUGUGAGUGAGAAAACUCCCAAAGAGCGGAUAAUGGAUGUUUGUGGAUCAAUUUGUCGGAUUAAGUGAAAGAGUACCCAAAUCAUGAAUAUUCUUUCAUUCGUCAAUGAACAAUAGAUGUUUUUUUUUAAUCAAGAGACUCAAGAGAGGACAACAUUAAAUGAAUACCCAUCUGUGAAGUAGCUGGGUGUGGUUUGAGAUGAAGUGAUCGUAAAACCGUGGAGUGUUUUGGCAGGAAGUGACAGUGCUUUGUGUGAGCAAAAGCUCGCAAAUUAAAUGUCAUGCUGUGACCAGGUGCUCUGUGGAGAAGUACGAUGGAACCACAACAGGUGAUUCGUGUGUGUGCUAAUCAGGAAAAGUGGUGCAGUUGAUGCCGGAAGAGUGGACAAGGAAUGUUGCUGUAGUGCCCAGAUCAUCACACACUUCCGCGUGAAAAUCUCUGGGUAUAAUAGUUGUUUGCUGACGUAUGGCGAUGUACUAUUACGCCAGUAAAUUGUCGGCCGUGGCAUGUGGGGCACGGUGCAAGCAGAGUGUGUCCCAGAGGAACCGACGUCGCGGCUCCGGACGUCGCAGCGUGGGCGGAAGUUGCAGCGAGGAUGACGAAAAGGACGAUGACAAUGAUGACAACGAUACCACAGACCAUUUUACUACGACAAAAUCAUCCUCCAGUCAGUUAGAUAGUGACCCAAAAACCAUUCACGGCACAUCAACACAACCCCCGGAAGUGGCAUGCGAGAACCCACCUCCAAGUUUAGCAAAUGCAGCUUUGGGGCCCGGUGGUGUAAUGUAUAGCAAUGGGAAUGCGGUUUCUGGUCCUUUGGAUUCACUAAUCGACCUCCUUAUGCCAGCAAAGUGUGAUGAAUUUGAUAAGGAUUAUGUGUUCUCCUUCCUUUUGUCAUCACGCCUAUUUGUGAGGCCACAUGAACUCCUCGGGCGACUUCUGUCUUCCGUACCUGACCACGAGCCACUGGAUCGCCUUGUCGGGCUUCUCGGAAUGUGGACCAAGACCUUCCCAUAUGACUUCCGAGAUGAGAAAAUCAUGUGUCACGUGAAACAUAUCGUUGCCAGAUGUGCAAACACUGAACUUGGUGAUAGAGUCUCCGACUUACUGUGUGCCUUGCUAAAUCGUCUCACCGAUCUGGAACAUCACGAGGAGGAAUUGCGUGCCUGUCAGUCCAACACAGACGAUACGGACAUGAAGUGGACGUCAGCAUCUCAACUGGCUCAAUUGCUAUGUCGCAUUGAGCGGAAAUUGGCGAAGCAUGUGGGACCGGAAGAGUUUCUCCAAUGCAACAGGAAUGUCCUGAACAAGCAGGAUGGCACAUCGAAUAGCACACAAAAUGGAACACCCGGAAAUCAGGAUCCUAAGAAGACAUGCAACUUGGAAACUUAUUUGGAUUGGUCAGCACGAUUGCGUCUCUUAGCUGCCAACGAGAUACUUCAGUGUGACGGAAUUACGGAGAGGAGUCGAAUUGUUGAGAUGUGGAGUGGAGUUGCCCAGUAUUGUCUGCUUGUUGGAAACUACAAUAGUGCUACAGCAAUUCUCGAGUCUCUCGAUGCGACUCCCGUGGCGCGUCUCACUGGAACUUGGAGCAAACUUUCAUCAACAAGUCAACAGUUGGAUUGUAUGCAAAAGCACGCAGAAGGAUGCGGUGAUCUGUGGCAUAAACAGACUGAAAGCUCGGCGGAAGGUGGCACAUUUGGCAAUAAGAUCAAGCAUCCAAAACAAAAAUCUAGCACGCACAUCUCGACUAAAGUUAAAUCCAGCGAUUGGGUUGUAAUCCCCGUUUUUGCCGACAUCGUACGAUUGGCCUUAAUAGCACGUGAAGACUGCUUGACGAAGUUUCCGAACGGACAUCUGAAUGUGGCCGCUUUUGAUCGAUUGGCGGCUGUUGUGGGUGCCUUCACCCGCCACAUGAGCGAAGUGAGUGCCCCUUUGCCUGCAGUUGGGGAGUUUGAGUCUCUCUGGCGGCACAUGCAGCGCUGCAACCUGCUCAAUGAAUCUGACCUUCUGUUGGCAUCGUUCGACUGUGAACCACCCACAGCAAGUGAGAAGCUCAACUACAACAUAGUUUAGUGGCGUGUGAAUAUUAAUUACUUGAGUUGUUGCAAUUUUCAACACCAUCAGUGUGACUUUUUUUUCGUAAUCAACCUCCUCCUGUGCACACAGUGGUGGCAGAAUUCAAAGGGAUUUUACACGAAAAAGAGGAAGGACCCCAUUGAAUUGAUUUGCUCUCUGAUUGCAAAAACACAGCAUGUCGCUAGCUUAUCCCGAUACACGAAUAGGAAAGUUUUUCGUUGGAGUCUAUAUCUUUCUGUUUGAGGUGGGAAAAUUCGUUGGUUUUGGCAUUGAUCAGAGAAAAUAACUUUUCAUCUAUACAUAAAAAAGUUGUGGCUGAAAUAAACGUGAAAACACUGCAGAUUAUAUUCAACAUAAAAAGAAUCAAUUUUGCUGAAAUUAAUUGAAUUUCUUCUGUAUGUAUUUUACAAGGAAAUUCGAUGUUAAAUAAUUGAUUUUAUUUUUGAGUUUAAAAAUCUCUCUAUUCUUGGAAUUUGUUAAUAAAAUCCUAUAGUAAGUAUUAAUCUCUUUGUAUUAUUUCACAGUAAAAAUUUUAAAAGAGAGUUAAUUUAAUUCUUUGAACCGAUAAAUCAGUUUUUGAUCAUAUUUGGUAGUUAUAAUGAUACAAUCUAUGGUACAAUAUGAGAGUUUUUAUAUGUUGACUUUUCAGAAAUAAACUUUACACAAAAAAACAUGAAUUACAUUCACUGAAUGUGCUUUUUAAAAUUAUUUUUUUUAGUGCGAAGGCAUACGCUCUCGUUAAUACUCACAUCAUUUGAUGGUGUUUAAUUAAAAAUUGUUGGAAAUUUAUAUGACAUCCUGUACCUAUAUUUUUUUAUUAAAUACAAUCUCCAUGCCAAAUUGUCAUUUUCUCGUGACUCUCACAGCUAAUUUUCCGCAUUAUAUUGGGCACUGAAAGUCGGAUGGUUUUUUUUACAAACGUUUCGCGGGAGCAAAUCAAUUUUCCUCGAAAUGUGGGAUUUUUUUGUAUCACGAAAAUAUAUACAACAUGGUGGUUAUAUAUAAAAAAAAAUGUAUAGAAGGAAAAUAAGUAAUGUAUUUGACGUGGUGGAUUUUGCGGGGGAGCAGAGAACAUUUGCGAUAAUAAUGAACCAAUGUAAAUAGGACGUAAUAAUGGAAAUAAAAUGCAUUUUUUUGUAUGUUA
Molecule: messenger RNA, 3435 nt
Organism: Lutzomyia longipalpis
Lineage: Eukaryota; Metazoa; Arthropoda; Insecta; Diptera; Psychodidae
Product: ras-GEF domain-containing family member 1B
Exons: 11
Coding region: 678-2288 (536 amino acids)
Biological process (GO): Ras protein signal transduction; positive regulation of GTPase activity
Cellular component (GO): plasma membrane
Molecular function (GO): guanyl-nucleotide exchange factor activity
Source: RefSeq, a predicted model, not a curated record